CCGCCCACCCAGGUGACUGCAAAUGUGGGAUCCAGGUGUCUGGGUGACCCCAAAUAAGGACCCAGGUGACCCCAAACCAUGGUCUCACCCCUGCAGGUGACCCCAAACCGUGUCCCCACCCCCACAGGUGACCCCAAACCAUGGUCCCCACCCCUCAGGUGACCCCGUCCCGCUGUCCCCCGCAGGUGGCCGGCGCGGGGAUGGCUCCGGUCGUGGAGGUGUCGGACGCCGGGCACUGCCGGGCGCUGCUGCUGGAGCUGAACGAGCAGCGCCUGCGGGGCCAGUUCUGCGACGUCACCAUCAUCGCUGAGGACACCAAAUUCCGCGCCCAUAAGAACGUCCUGGCCGCCUCCAGCCCCUUCUUCAAGCGGGCGCUGGCCCAGGAGCCCACCUGCCCCUCUCCCGCCCAGGUGCUGGAGCUGCCGGGCGUCCAGGCCGGCGUCUUCUCCGACGUCCUCAACUUCAUCUACAACUCGCGCCUGGCCGUGCCCUCGCCGGCGGCAGCGCGGGCGCUGGGGGCGUGGGCGGCGCCGCGUCAUCCCCGCUGCAGGGCCUGGAGGCCGGGCCCC
This is a messenger RNA of Camarhynchus parvulus, 569 nucleotides long. RefSeq names its product zinc finger and BTB domain-containing protein 4-like. The transcript has 2 exons. Gene Ontology annotation, molecular function: RNA polymerase II cis-regulatory region sequence-specific DNA binding; DNA-binding transcription factor activity, RNA polymerase II-specific; protein binding. The annotation marks the transcript as partial. The record is from RefSeq and is a predicted model, not a curated record. Gene Ontology annotation, biological process: regulation of transcription by RNA polymerase II. Lineage: Eukaryota; Metazoa; Chordata; Aves; Passeriformes; Thraupidae.